Molecule: messenger RNA, 423 nt
Organism: Guyanagaster necrorhizus
Lineage: Eukaryota; Fungi; Basidiomycota; Agaricomycetes; Agaricales; Physalacriaceae
Exons: 4
Coding region: 1-423 (140 amino acids)
Source: RefSeq, a predicted model, not a curated record
AUGGCGACUACUAUCUAUCGCCAACAGGACUUCCCAAGAUACGUUCCGGGGAUCAUGGCAACGAUCUCCCUACAGGUGUUUCUGUUGUUUUUGCUCGGUGGAAUGACGCUGCACUUUUGGUAUGAGAAUAAGAGGGCGAAGCGGAGGGAAGACAGGAGCCUCGUCUUCGCCGAGCUUUCCGAGUGUGGGGAGCUCGCUGACAAGCCACUGAAGGAGGGGCUCGAGGAAGGUGUCGGAAGGGAUUUGCGUUCAGUGUUACAGCCGAAAGAUGUCGCCUGUUCCACCCAUACAGGUGAAUUGGAUUUCUUCCUUGGAUGGGUGGCUCUAAGGCGCGUAACUGUACAGCUGUGGUGGAACAUCAGUUCAGUAGAUGCUCAUAGACACUCGGCACUCGGUACUCGGGUCUUUGCGAAAUGGGUCUGA